Messenger RNA from Kogia breviceps (pygmy sperm whale), 2738 nucleotides. RefSeq names its product hyaluronan binding protein 4 (gene HABP4). Gene Ontology annotation, biological process: positive regulation of RNA splicing; positive regulation of translational initiation. Gene Ontology annotation, molecular function: RNA binding. NCBI's taxonomy places the organism in Eukaryota, Metazoa, Chordata, Mammalia, Artiodactyla, Physeteridae. The record is from RefSeq and is a predicted model, not a curated record. Gene Ontology annotation, cellular component: nucleus; cytoplasm.
GAGGGCGGUAGUUGCGGGUAGGAUGGGUCCUCGCUGCCGGCUUCGGUGAGACUCGCUCGCGUGGACUGCCCGCGGCGGGCCCGCAGUGGCCGCAGCGGCAUGAAGGGCGCUCUGGGGAGUCCUGUGGCCGCGGCCGCCGCAGGCGCCGCGAUGCAGGAGAGUUUCGGCUGCGUCGUGGCCAACCGCUUCCACCAGCUGCUAGACGACGAGUCGGACCCGUUCGACAUCCUGCGCGAGGCCGAGCGCCGACGCCAGCAGCAGCUGCAGCGCAAGAGGCGCGACGAAGCGGCGGGGGCGGCAGCCGGGGCUGGCAACCGCGGCGGCAGGAGCCCGGCUGGGGCCUCGGGCCACAGACCCGGUGCGGGCGGCGGCCGGAGGGAGUCUCAGAAGGAGCGCAAGAGCCUCCCGGCCCCUGGCGCGCAGCAGCCAGACAGCCCAGGGGGCGGCCCUCAGCCGCCCGGCCAGAAGCGAACUUCCAGAAGAGGGGAGCAGCAAGGAUGGAGUGAGAGCCGGGGGACAGAGGUGACGCUGGAUAGAGCAGAGCGGAGAUCCUACAGGGAAUAUCGACCCUAUGAGACAGAGAGGCAGGCAGACUUUACACCUGACAAGUUUACAGAUGAAAAACCAGUUGACAGGUUUGAUCGAGAAAGACCACUGAGAGGACGUGGAUGCCCAAGAGGGGGCAUGCGAAGCAGAGGCAGAGGUGGCCCUGGGAACAGAGCUUUUGACAGUUUUGACCAGAGAGGGAAACGAGAAUUUGAGAGAUACAGUGGGAAUGAUAAAAUAGCAAUCAGAACUGAAGACAACAUGGGUGGAUAUGGAGUUCGCACCUGGGGAUCAGGUAAAGAUACCAGUGACAUGGACCCGGCUGCCCCCAUGGAAGAGACCACAGUGGUGGAGGAGUCCCUGGGCCCCCUGGAGGAGGAAUCUCCAGCCAAAGUUCCUGAGUUGGAGGUAGAAGAAGAAACUCAAGUUCAAGAGAUGACCCUAGAUGAGUGGAAAAAUCUUCAAGAACAGACCAGACCAAAGCCUGAAUUUAACAUCCGGAAACCUGAGUCCACUGUCCCUUCCAAAGCAGUGGUGAUACACAAGUCUAAAUAUAGAGAUGAUUUGGUAAAGGAUGACUAUGAGGAUGAUGCCCACGUUUUCCGGAAAGCGGCCAAUGACAUCACAUCCCAGCUGGAGAUUAAUUUUGGUAACCUCCCUCGUCCCGGGCGCGGAGCCAGAGGUGGCACACGGGGAGGCCGGGGAAGGAUUAGAAGGGCAGAAAACUAUGGACCCAGAGCAGAAGUGGUGACACAAGACGUUGCUCCAAACCCAGAUGACCCUGAAGAUUUUCCUGCUCUGGCUUGAGAGAGCCCUAUUUCCCUGGCAACUUAAAACAGCACCGGCAUACCUAUAAAGAGACUUUUCUUGCUGUGGGGAAGAGAGUCAGACUCUAAGAACAAUAGAUGUUGCUUUUUCCCAUGUAGUUUGAAUUCAUUGCACUUUUUUGGCCUGGGGGUGGUGUGGGAAUAAGGAUUUCUCCAGAUGCUAGAGAGCAGCAGUGCUGGUCAGGGGGUAGUCUGGCACUUUCCCAAGAAGGUGGAGAAUGGUGAUUAUUUUUUUAUUUAAGGAAUUCCAAAUGUAGUUCAGAAAUAAUGUUUAAAAUAUGUACAUAGAGAUUGUAUUGAAUCUUCCACAAAAGCAUGGAGAGUAAAGCAAGUUGUAAAAUAGAAUCUAUUGAGACUACUUAGUAAGUUGUAUAGAUACCAGAAGGCUGUGUCCUUUGGUAUUAAAGGAAAUACAUAUAACUUGAGCCAUUAAUUUAAAGCGGUCACAGCCUAGUUUUCCGAGACCAAGAAAUUAAAAUACAGUUGUAUUUACUAUUUACUUGUAAAUGUUAUAUUCUCCUGGAGCUUUUUGGUUUUCAUUUAACCAAUAAUUUUAAGUAGCUAUCGUGCAGUCACUGGUUACCCCUCUGUGGCAGAGAAUUAGGGAAAGUAUUGAUUUUUUCAUGGUGAUCUAAACUACCUCGUGGUUUCUGUGUGUAUGUACACACACACACACACACACACACACACGCUUAGUAUAUAUGUGCAUAUUUAGUGUUUGGGGGGUUUUUAAGAUGAGUAUUAAGUAAAUGAUUUUUAAAAUAGUGUUAUUUAACCCACCAAUCAAAUGAAAAGGGGUCCACGCAAGAGUACUGCAACUUAACACCACAUGCUUUUCUCCCUCAGAGCUAGUGUCAGAAUUCAACACCUGUGACAAAGGCCCUCUGUCCCUGUCCUGGGCAAGACUUAUAAAUAACUAAUAUUUAUUGAACACCUAUGUUUAGUUUUUCUCACUUGGCCCUUGCACCAGUUCAAGUUCCUAUUUCUUGCCUUUGGAGAAUUUUGGGGUUAGGGGCUUCCUCAGAGGUUCGAUAACUCCCUGAGUCCCACCCUAACCAUCAGGGCUGAGACCUAGAGGCCCAUGUCCUCUGAGCCCAGCUGCCUGCAGGGUGGUGCCCAGGGUGGCAGCUGGGGCAGAGGCAGUAAUGUUUGGAGGCGGCUGUAACAGCCGCUGGAAGCUGGGGUGACACUCUCCCCACUUUACUGAAGAAACUGGGUAACACUUGCUGGUUGUCACACAGUUAAUAUGCUUAUGUGGGAAUCUGAACCUUGGUCUCAGGAUCUGUGCUUUUUUUUGCCUUGCUAUACUAAGAUGGCAGUUCUGAACUUGAACCCAAGUGUAAAUAAAGGUUGGUAUUCCCUCCU